Molecule: messenger RNA, 1467 nt
Organism: Penicillium subrubescens
Lineage: Eukaryota; Fungi; Ascomycota; Eurotiomycetes; Eurotiales; Aspergillaceae
Product: glycoside hydrolase family 16 protein
Exons: 1
Coding region: 1-1467 (488 amino acids)
Source: RefSeq, a predicted model, not a curated record
AUGAAGCCAGGCGUCCUAUUAUCAGUCAUUCUGGCACUCGCUAUACUAAGCGCCAGCCCUGCAACUGCGUCAGCCUCAACUCCUUCCCAAGAAGCCUUGUCCAAGCCUCCUCGGAAGACAGAUCCCAGAAAAUGCGACUGUUUCACAGUCACUGGUCCAGAUCCGGGGUACUUCCAGCACUACAAGCUCUGGGACUUUCGCUCUGUUCCAUUGGCUAAACAGGCUGAUGUGGACUUCUCGGAAUUUGAGGAUGAUGAACUAGACCAGUUGGCAGACGGGAAGAAUGAUUACGAUGAAGACGAUGAUGAUGCCGACGAUGAUGACGGGGAUGAUGGGAACGAGGACGAUGAUGGAAGUGAUCAGGAUGACAAUGACCAACACGAUGUCCUCUGGUUCUUCGAAACCGCCUUCGACAAGGACUGGAUGAGCCAGAGAUGGCAGCGCCCUCGCACUGAUGAGGCUCCAAUCCCCAUGGUCAACUCCAAGCACAACGUCUUCUUCACCAGGAACCGGCAAGUACUGCACAGAUUCGCGACAUAUCUGGUCAUGCGCACCACCCGCCGUUGGAACUAUACUUCGACAUCCGAAAUCGAGACCAAGGUCCGGAGUAUCUUCCACUGUUCCCUUCGGGUUCGACUUCGCGUUCUUCCAUCCAACCUGUACGUGUCACUGCCUGAAAGUGUUUCCAGGGGUAACCAGAGUGUCGCGUUCAAUGAAACCGCCAGUUUGAAAGAGGCCAAGCCACACCCCGGUGCCUGCGUCGGCAUCUUCACGUAUCGCGCCCACAACUGCGAGUCGGAUAUCGAAAUCCUCACAAAGGACCCUCCAUACCGCGUUCACUACGCCAACCAACCAGACUACGAUGCCGUCAAAGACGCCAUGAUCCCUGGAGCGAGCACGGUUGCAGAUCUCCCCGUGCACUGGACAACCUGGUCUACACACCGUCUCGACUGGCUCUCCGGUAUCUCUCGCUGGUGGGUGGACAACAAGCCCCAGGAUGCGAAGACAUACCGCGUACCUGAUCUCCCCAGUAGACUAGUGGUGAACCUGUGGAGCGAUGGCGGUGCCUGGACAGGCGAUAUGCGAUACGACGAAAGUGUCCUUCUAGCCAUCGAUUACAUCGAGCUGGCAUACAAUGUAUCUGCUGGUAGCUCGCAGCACUUCGAGAUUCCUCCAUCCGAACAACACGGCGCACAUCAAAAUUCCACAACAAAUAUUUCCAUCCCCGACGUUGACGGCUUGCGAGAUGAAUUCUCGGAACCAGGGGCGGAAAUCAUCGAUGGCUCGAUGAUGAAGAAAUGCAAAAAGGGCCGGAAGGGACGAAAGUGCAGGAAGAAUCGGAAGAAGAAACAUAGCAAGCAUGGCAAGAAGCCGAAACACCCUCCUCAUAGAGGCUCGUCUUCGCGGUGUGAGCGUGCGUGUAACAUUGAUGACCUUCGUUUUGCGAAUGGUGGGCUUCGUCGUUGA